Molecule: messenger RNA, 1002 nt
Organism: Vigna umbellata (rice bean)
Lineage: Eukaryota; Viridiplantae; Streptophyta; Magnoliopsida; Fabales; Fabaceae
Source: RefSeq, a predicted model, not a curated record
AACAGAGAAAACAGAGGAAAAACAGAGAUGGGUUGCCAAGCCUCGAAGGAGAAGCCACCGUAUGAAAACUCCAUGCACCAUGCAGGUUUUCAAGAGUUGCAGAAACCGAAAACUCCCACACAAGAACUUGUGCUGCAAGUUCCAGGAUGCAAAGUUCAUCUGGUGGACGAUGGAGAAGCCCUUGAACUGGCCGAAGGGCACUUCACAAUCAUGAGGGUGAUGGAGCAGAACGUGGCACUGGCAACAGUCAUAAAAGUUGGAAACAGUGUUCAGUGGCCAUUGACAAAGGACGAGCCAGUGGUGAAGGUGGACGGUCUUCACUACCUCUUCUCUCUGCCGGUGAAAGACGGUGGCGAGCCUCUGAGCUAUGGUGUGACCUUUCCAAAAGAGUGUUAUGGGAACAUGGGCAUGGUGGAUUCUUUUCUGAAGGAGCAUUGCUGCUUUUCUGGGUUGGAAAAGAGCAAAAAGAGUGAUCUUGAUUGGGAGGAUUUUGCUCCGAGGGUUGAAGAUUAUAACCACUUUCUUGCCAGAGCCAUUGCAGGAGGAACUGGUCAGAUCGUUAAGGGUAUCUUCAUGUGCAGCAAUGCUUACACCAACCAGGUCCAAAAAGGAGGGGAAGCGAUCCUAAGUAGUGCUGCAGAAAAGAACAGUGCUAACAAGGUGAGACAAAGUAUGAACAACAAGAAUGAUGCCACAAAAAACAGUGGAAUGAACGAAAACCUCAAACGUGUGAGAAAGCUGACAAAUAUGACAGAAAAGUUAACCAAGUCUUUGCUUGAUGGUGUUGGAAUAAUGAGUGGAUCAGUGAUGACUCCUGUGCUUAAAUCACAACCAGGACAGGCCUUCCUAAACAUGCUCCCUGGAGAGGUGCUAUUGGCUUCCCUUGAUGCAGUCAAUAGAGUUUUUGAAGCAGCUGAAGCUGCUGAAAAACAGACCUUUUCUGCCACCUCCAAAGCUGCAACCAGAAUGGUCUCUAACAGAUGUUCUAAAGAACAGUCGUAA